Messenger RNA from Copidosoma floridanum, 660 nucleotides. RefSeq lists its product as uncharacterized. The record is from RefSeq and is a predicted model, not a curated record. Lineage: Eukaryota; Metazoa; Arthropoda; Insecta; Hymenoptera; Encyrtidae.
AUGGAUCGGUCGGCCUCGUGUGCGAGUGAAAAUUUGAAGUUGAAAAAUGUCAAAAGUUUCGAGGCGAGAGGAGAGCAUCGGAGCUUCAUGAGCAAAGAAGAAGGGGAACAUACGGUGGCCAAGGAUUUUGCGAAAUUCGAGGGUAACGAGGUAAAUUUCAGUGAGACGUCCAGGUUUCCCACAAUGGAAAGCCAGCACCAGGCCGAUACAGAAAAUCGGAUACGACCCGCCGUUGCAAGCGGAUCGACGGAUGACAGUGGCGGAGACAAGGGGGCUAGUGGAGGAACGAAAAAGAAGAAAUCGUCGACGAAACAACGAACUAUCCACGUGCUGGACUGCCUCGUGUCCGCGACGGUGAUCGGGCCGAUGGUCAUCGCCCACUGGAGAGGAAUUUGGGUCCUCAUGGAUUUCUACGAGAACACAUUCAGCGGCUGGGCGUGCUUCACCUUCGGGCUGGGCCUGCACUUGCUCUUCGCCGCGUGGAAGCACCACUUGCACCGAUUAUUCGCCUCCGACGCCGAAACGAAGGGCCCUUGCGGCCGAUUGGGCCGCCGCGUCGUCCGCAGCUUGUACACUUACGCGUUCAGUCUCGCCUGCAAUUGCCACUGGCGCGGCGCCUGGGUCCUGCUCAACGACACUUUUGGCACCCAAGCCGGGUAA